Messenger RNA from Malurus melanocephalus (red-backed fairy wren), 3833 nucleotides. RefSeq names its product thromboxane A synthase 1 (gene TBXAS1). The transcript is spliced from 14 exons. Gene Ontology annotation, molecular function: monooxygenase activity; heme binding; iron ion binding. Lineage: Eukaryota; Metazoa; Chordata; Aves; Passeriformes; Maluridae. The coding region runs from base 337 to 1929 and encodes 530 amino acids. The record is from RefSeq and is a predicted model, not a curated record.
UGGAUGGCACCGUGCCAAGGAGCUGCAAACCUUGGUAGAUGCAAUCUUGAGGGAAGCCUUGUGGAUGCAAACACAGACAGCGCUGCUGACUCACGGCAGUCUGACAGGAAAAGGCUCUCCUCCACUUCUGCUUGUCUCGGGCUUCCUCCGGCAUGCGGUUAGGGAGGACUUUGUAUCUGUCUCCCUGCUUSUUUGAUACUGUUCCUAUACUGGCCAGCGUGACUCCACAAAAGGAACUGGGAGAUGUCAUUCAUUUAGCYGUGGAAGGCUUUAUCAGCCCUUGCAGUGGCUUUCCCCUGCACACAGCACUCAAGGCUGGAGCUGUAGUGGAGGAAAAUGGAGCCUGUAGAUCUCCUGGCACUUGUCUCCCUAGAAAUGAACAGUACCACAGUCACCGUGGCUUUGCUGGCUGUCUUCCUGGUCCUGCUGUAUUGGUACUCCACAUCUGCAUUCUCCAAACUAMGCAGAGUAGGGAUCCGACAUCCUCCGCCUCUUCCUUUCAUUGGAAACCUGCUCUUUUUCCGUGAGGGUUUUUGGGAAAGCCACACAAAACUCAUAACAGAAUAUGGACCUGUUUGUGGGUAUUAUAUWGGUCGCCAGAUGUUUGUGGUGGUCUCCUCACCAGAGAUGAUCAAGCAAAUCUUAGUGACAGAUUUCAGUAACUUCACCAACAGAACUAAGCCGAAGUUGAUUUCCAAGCCAAUGCUUGAUAGCAUCCUUUGUCUUCGUGAUGACAGAUGGAAGUACGUGCGGAGCCUCCUGACCCCAGCCUUCAGCGAUACCAAACUGAAAGAGAUGACUCCWCUGAUAAACCAGGCCUGUGACACCCUGCUGUGUAACUUGAAAGYCUACGCAGAUUCUGGCAAAGCUUUUGAUAUCCAGAGGUGUUACAAAUGCUUUACCUUGGAUGUYGUUGGUAGCGUAGCUUUUGGAAUUGAGGUGGAUUCUCAGAAGAAUCCUGAUGACCCCUUUGUGAAGAAUUGCARAACAUUCUUUGAAAGGUCUUUGUUUAAGCCUCUUCUCAUUCUGAUCCUUUCUUUCCCGUUCAUAAUGAUCCCAUUGCUACGCAUUUUUCCCAGCAAGAAACAAAAGGAACUGAAUGGAUUUUUUAUCCAAACCAUAAAAAAUGCGAUUGUCUACAGACACCAGCAAGAUGCAGCUGAGAGGCGCCGAGAUUUUCUGCAGUGGAUGCUCGACUYGCGCGGCUCAGCCGAGUGCUCGGAUGUGCUCAGCCCCUCUGCUGCUCCCAGACACACUGAGGAGCCUCUUCCUGGUGGGGCCCCGUCUCCAAAGGCUCAGAAAAUGCUAACAGAGGAUGAGAUUGCAGGCCAAGCUUUCCUGUUCCUGAUYGCUGGCUACGAGACCACCACGAGCACGCUGUCCUUUGCCACCUACCUGCUGGCCACCAACCCAGAGUGCCAGGAGAAGGCUCUUCGGGAGGUUGAUGAGUUCUCUGCCAAACACAUGGUCCCUGAUUCCCAAAAUGUCCAAGAACUCCCUUAUCUGGACAUGGUGAUUGCAGAGACGUUGCGCAUGUACCCACCUGCAUUCAGAUUCACUAGGGAAGCAGCUAAAGACUGUGUAGUGCUGGGGCAGCAUAUUCCAGCAGGAKCUGUCAUUGAAACUGCAGUUGGACACCUUCACCACGACCCUGAGUUCUGGCCAGAGCCCGAGAGGUUCAUUCCUGAGAGGUUUACAGAGGAGGCCAAGAAGGAACGACAUCCCUUUGCAUAYCUGCCCUUUGGGGCAGGACCCCGUGGCUGCAUUGGCAUGAAGAUGGGUUUGUUGGAGACAAAAAUGACUCUGCUGAGGAUUUUGCAGAAGUUCCGGUUCAAGACCUGCCCAGAGACUGAGAUUCCUUUGCAGCUUAAAUCAAAAGCCACGCUUGGACCAAAAAAUGGAGUCUACAUUAUGCUGGAAYCUCGCUAAAAGGAAAAGCACAAUCCUGAAGCCUUCUGGGAUGAGGUCCUUUGUUAGUGACUCACUGGGUAUAAUUAUUUUUCAAAACUCCAAGCCUAAGUCCCACUGAUGGCUAGUGCCCUCCUGUGGGAUAAACUCCAAUCACUUUUUAAAAUGGGCUCCACAGUCUUUUUUGGAGGUUUUCAAAUKGCUGUGAAUAGCAUCUGUAAAGAAGCAUCCAACUUUCACUUGCUUUUCUACAUAACCAUUAUUUUCACUUACCUUUGAGAAUGCUUUCCUCAUGCUCAGUUUCCACACUUUACAAUAGAUUUUAAUUUCAAUUAAUUUAACAUAUCCUUCUCAUGCACUUGUGAGUCCCUUCUCCAGAGAGAGCCCCACAGGCACCACAGUUAUGGCAGAAGACCUGGGACUCAGUGCAUUGGAUUUUAUCAUGAACUCCACUAACAAUCAAAGCUGAGGUUCCUGCACAAUGUUUAAUCUCUCCCUGGGUCUGUGAAGCAGAAGGACUUGCACCUCCCUCAUGCUCUGAAGUGUUUUUAAAUACACUUAGAUUAACAAUUUGCACUUGGCACACUGCAUUGAUGUGACAGAAGAAGGAGAAGAAUGAAGAGUUCCCUGGCUUUCCAGUAAAGUUCCAGCAGCUAAGACCAAAGAAAAGAGGUGACAGCCAUUUUGCUGGCUGCUGUUGGAAAGGUGGAGACGAAGAAGAGAUGAAUUUAAAGCAAGUGGGAGGACUGGAGGAAAUUUAAGGGUAAUCAGAAGGUGUUGGUACAACAUCUGCUUCAYGGGGAGGCCUUUCCUUUCCAAGCAUUGCAGCUGGCACCAUCCCUGUCUCACUCCUUGAAUCCAGGAAAUCAAGAGCAAGCAGUAGAGCCARUGCAAAGGAGUGGGAUCCUGGAUCCUCAGCCCCAGCAGGUGCCUUGACUCCUAAUGUGACCCUGUGAUAGGUUUUGUCCCCAGUGCCUCGCUCCCUUCAGGAAGGAAUAGUCUGACUGCAGCAGAACAGCCACAGCUCCCCCUGCUCACAUUCCCUCUGUUCUACUCCUCUGCAAAGCCCUCACCCACCACACAGGGAGGGRACACAGCUGGRACAGCUGACCCCAGUGASCACAGGGACAUUCCAUUCCAUAUGGCACCMUGCUCAGCAUGGAAACCUCGGGGGAGAAGAUGGAAGGGGGACGACAUUUGAAAUGAUGGCAUUUGCCUUCUCAGGUCACUGUUAUGCCUGCUGGAGCUCUGCCCUCCUGGGAUGGUGGAACACCUGCCUGUACAUGGGAAAUGGUGAAUGAAUUCCUUGUUYAGUGUGUGGCUUUUKCUUUACCUAUUAAAUUGUCUUUAUCUCAAUCCAUCAGUUUUCUCAUUCUUCCAAUUCUCUCUCUGAUUCCUCUGUGGGGGAGUGAAUGAGCAGCUCUGAGGGSCUGAGCUGCUGGCUGGGGUUAAACUCAACAACAGCACCAUGAGAAGAGAUUGGCAGAAUCUCAAAAUCCUUUUUAAAAAUAUAUUCUUACAUUUUUUCCUUUAAUUUUUUUGUAUGUAACAAAGAUUCUUGCCGCACUAUAAAAAUAAGGAAACAUCUUUGGUUCUUUGCAAGUCCUGACAUUCUGCCUGCUCGACCCAGUCUGCCUGAGAUCUCCUUAGGURCAGCAUCUCUCUUGGUGGUGUGCACAGAGAAGUGUUGCAGCAGCAGGAGGAAGAGCCUGACUGCUCAGCUUCACUGCAAGGAUUUCUGGAAGGAGCCAUCUGCUCACUGAUGCCUGCCUAGGGCCCGAGUUUCUCUCCAGCAAGCAUCUUUUGCUGCCUUCUUCCCACAUGCUGCCUGAACACUGAUCAAAUCACUGCAUCUUGCUCCUCAAAGAGUGUCUCUUUCUUUUUCAUAUGAUUUUUUUUUUCUUUUUUAAACAGAACUGUAUAGG